CGUUUUAUAGUUCUUAAAUUCAUAGCCCCAGAACCUCAUUUCCUCGCCUCUCAUCUAUAGCAAAUACUAUAUUAUUAUAAUUGUUAUUACUAUCAUAGUAACUUACGCAUCCAAUAAUGGGAAAUCAUUCUUCAGUCCAUUUAUCAGUAUUAUUCGUUUCACUUCUACUGGCUGUGGCUCUACUCUCCUUGUUUGUUCUUCCGGUAUAUUCAACUUCAAGAAGAGCUCUUCUUCAUCAUCAAACCACUGCAAAGAAAACGGGCUUUAGGGUGACGCUCCAUCACGUCGAUCAUGGCAAGAACUUGACAAAGCUUGAACGUCUUCAGCGAGGAAUCAAGCGUGGUAGCCACAGGUUGCAGAGGCUCAACGCCAUGGUGUUGGCUGCCAACUCCGAUUCUUCUUCUUCUUCUUCGGUGUUUGAAUCCCCCAUUCGAGCUGGGAACGGCGAGUUUUUAAUGCAGCUAUCCAUAGGAACCCCGCCUAAUGCUUAUUCCGCCAUAAUGGACACCGGCAGUGACCUCAUAUGGACACAGUGCUUGCCAUGCGAGACCUGUUUCGAUCAACCCACUCCAAUUUUCGACCCGAGAAACUCUUCUUCCUUCUCCAAGCUCUCGUGUUCCAGCCAGCUUUGCGAGGCCCUUCCCCAAUCCACGUGCAGCGAUAGCUGCGAGUAUUUCUAUGGCUACGGAGAUUACUCUUCAACCCAAGGUGUUUUAGCAUCAGAAACUUUUUCAUUCGGCGAUGGUGAUGAAAAGGUUUCGGUCAAUGGUAUUGGGUUUGGAUGUGGGGGAGACAACGAAGGAGACGGGUUCAGCCAAGGGUCUGGUCUCGUUGGACUCGGACGUGGGCCCUUGUCCCUUGUUUCCCAGCUGAAGGAGCCCAAAUUCUCGUACUGUUUGACCGCCAUGGACGACACUAAAACAAGCUCACUGUUGGUGGGGCCAUUAGCGAGCGUGAACACCACGCAUUCCGGCGCUAAAGUCACAACGCCUUUGAUCGAAAACCCAUCACAGCCAUCUUUUUACUAUCUUUCCCUUGAAGGGAUUUCAGUAGGAGGAUCUCUCUUACCCAUUGAAAAAGACACUUUUGCCCUCAAAAAAGAUGGUAGUGGAGGGCUAAUCAUAGACUCUGGGACAACCAUUACGUAUCUUGAGAAGAAAGCUUUUGAUAUUGUGAAGGAGGAAUUCACUUCCCAGAUAAACCUUCCUGUUGACAAAUCUGGUUCGCAGGGUUUGGAUCUUUGCUUUAACUUGCCCAAGUAUUCUACUUCAGUGGAAGUUCCCAAGUUGUCGUUUCAUUUUAAAAACGAUGCCGUUUUGGAACUUCCGCCGGAAAACUACAUUCUUAGUGACCGAACUUUAGGAGUUCUUUGCUUGGCUAUGGGGUCCUCUAGUGGUAUGUCCAUCUUUGGCAAUAUUCAGCAGCAGAAUUUUCUUGUCGUCCAUGAUCUUUCUGAGGGAACAAUGUCGUUUGUUCCCACGCAGUGUAAUCAAUUGUGAUCAUAACUUUAAUAUUUGUGUACUAUCGUAUGUUUUGUCGUUUCGACCUUUUAUUUUUAUUCUUUUAUUAAUGAACUUAAUUUGCAAUACGCACCAUCA
Molecule: messenger RNA, 1598 nt
Organism: Cannabis sativa
Lineage: Eukaryota; Viridiplantae; Streptophyta; Magnoliopsida; Rosales; Cannabaceae
Product: aspartic proteinase nepenthesin-1
Exons: 1
Coding region: 117-1499 (460 amino acids)
Biological process (GO): proteolysis
Cellular component (GO): extracellular region
Molecular function (GO): aspartic-type endopeptidase activity
Source: RefSeq, a predicted model, not a curated record